Messenger RNA from Alternaria alternata, 1371 nucleotides. RefSeq lists its product as hypothetical. The transcript has a single exon. Gene Ontology annotation, molecular function: glutamic-type endopeptidase activity. Lineage: Eukaryota; Fungi; Ascomycota; Dothideomycetes; Pleosporales; Pleosporaceae. The record is from RefSeq and is a predicted model, not a curated record. Bases 442 to 1272 code for a protein of 276 amino acids. Gene Ontology annotation, biological process: proteolysis.
GUCCAAUACACAUGCAGAAUGUUCUACCAUACCCUUGUACCGUCCGGAAAUACACCGAUCUCAAAAUUCGAAAGCGCUCUAAUGGAUAAGUCAAGCUACCAAUUAGUGAUCUCUAUCUCGGCAUUUGACCUGAUUGAUCUUGUAGGCCGCUUUCCAAUCCACCAAGAAGGGCGCAUCUAGCUGGAUAGCUUUGCACCUGACCAGUGGAUAUCAGGAAGGUAUCAUCAGGUAAUGAGUCUGGACUAUCGCGCCAUCGUAUACCGAAACGGGGCGAAUAUAUACAACAUGGUGUUCGGACUUGAGCCUGAAAAAUAUAUAAGGAGCGUCAAACGCCGCUGUUAGACUUAUCAACGCAGCAAGUUCCAAUAGUCCAUCGCUUCCUAAACAUCCUCGCUCUCUUCGCCUCUCGUUCUCGAGUCUCAAGUUCACUCAUCCUUCAACAUGAAGCUUUCUAUCGCUGUCCUCGCCGCCAUCACAGGCGCAGUCCUGGCCCGUCCCUCAAACCUCGCCGAGCGCGUAAAGUCUCGCGCCGAUGGCACUCGUCGUCACAGGACCCAGCCCAUGAUCUUGGUCGGCACCGCCGCGAAAGAGAACUCCAAGUUCGUCGCUGAUGUAGACAACACCACUGCCCACGUUGACUAUUCAUCCAACUGGUCUGGCGCCGUUCUCGAACAGCCCUCCUCCGGCUACUUCAAGUCAGCCACCGGACGCUUUACAGUACCAACACCCAAGCACGUUGGCUCUGGUGGAACCGAGUCCGCGUCAGCUUGGGUUGGAAUCGACGGCGAUUCAUGUGCCAGCGGUCUGCUCCAGGCCGGUAUCGACUUCACCGUCAGCAGCUCCGGCGCUGUGUCCUACGAUGCUUGGUACGAGUGGUACCCUGACUACGCCUACGACUUCAGCAACUUCGCCGUCAAGGCGGGAAACGUUAUUCAAGUCGACAUCACCGCCACCUCCACCACCAAGGGUACGGUCAAGCUCACUAAUGUGAGCACUGGAAAGAGUGUCAGCCAGACACUUAGCGCACCAAGCGGCUCCGUUUUGUGCCGUCAGAACGCUGAGUGGAUUGUAGAGGACUUUGAGUCUGGAGGCAGCUUGGUCGCAUUGAGCAACUUUGGCACUGUUGUUUUCACCCAGGCUAGUGCUGCUCUUAGCACUGGUGGAUCGGACGGACUGAGCAGCGCUACCAUCAUCGAUCUCAAGCAGGGUAGCACUGUCUACACUGACGUUACCAUCAACAGUGGAUCCCAAGUCACUGUCCAGUAUAUCUAAGCGAUGAAUGGUAAAGGAGGAGAUGAGGUCUUUCGAGGUCGGGAUGAGUUUAGGAUGUUGUAUGGACUAUGAUUGCGGGUGAAACAUAGUAUUUCAGCA